Molecule: messenger RNA, 7200 nt
Organism: Theileria equi strain WA
Lineage: Eukaryota; Apicomplexa; Aconoidasida; Piroplasmida; Theileriidae
Exons: 2
Coding region: 1-7200 (2399 amino acids)
Source: RefSeq, a predicted model, not a curated record
AUGUUUAUAAUUAAUGACAUCCUAGGAAGUGAAAAAAUUUUUUACUGUUCAUAUAGUGACAGUAUUCUUGCGUCCAACAGAGAUGAGGUAAAAAAGGUAGUAUCGAAAAUACCCGUAAAUAUAAGACCCAGUGCAAUUGAUCUCUAUACUGAGCUCCGUGUUAGAGAGACAAAUAUCCAAAUUAGUACCAUACUAAAAAGCUAUAAAAGUUAUCCAUAUGAGAUAUGUAAAUCGAGGUUAUACUACUUUGAAUCUACUGGUCGUGAAAUUAUAGAAAACGACGAAAUUAAAAAUCAACCACUCAUCUGUGAAUAUUCAAAUUUAUUCAAUUCCAUACACGGAAUAAAGUUGGAUGAUAGUUGCAUUUAUCAGCAGUACUCAAAAAAUAUAGGUGAACAACAUCACUUCCAUAAACUUUCUAAAAAGCACUUUUAUUACAGAAAAUAUGAAGGGUUUAAUCUUGAGAUUGAGAAUAUUUCAUUGUCAAGCGUAUUCUCAAUAUAUUUAGAAUACGGAGAUAAUAAAUGUGGUACUUAUGACAAGGAUAAAUCUAAAGGUUCUGAUAUAUACCAAUACACUGGAGUUAAAAUUCCAAGCGAAAUUAAUUUUGGUCCUGUAAGGUUCUACAAAUUUGGGCCAUUUAGCUCAAUUGGAAGUCCAAAGACUGUCAAGAUUUGUGCUUGUUCAAGUAAUGGGUCGGAAAACGAUACAUAUUCAUGUCUAAGAAAAGAGGAUUUCAGAGAUGAAAUUGGUGAUAUCAUAGUAACAGACUUCUGGAAACAUGACACAAAAACGCUUUUUGUUGGCGAAAGCAUAAAAGUAAAGGUAGAAAAUAAAAUCUCCAUAUUAAUAGAUACAGAAGUGAUAGGUAAAUGUUCAAAAAUAUUUGAAAAAUACUCCAUUAAUUGGGUUACAGGAAAUAUAAAACUUACACCAAACCUAUCCAAACAUAUUCAUCUCGGCAGAAAGAUAGAUGAUCACAACUAUUUUGAAGCUACGCCUGGGACUUUUAAUGUUUGUUUGAUUGAAAAUGAAACGGGAGUAGUUCACGACUAUUUUGAGAGCUACCGAAUAUCUGGAGUAAAAGAUAAUGUGGAAACCUUUCUUCACAUGGAUUCAUCUAAAAAGUUACAUGGACAGGCAAUAACUAUCGAGGCAUUUUUUAUUGAAGAGGCUAAAAUUGAUUCUGUCUCUCUUAUGGAAUCUGAAGAUCACUGUACAGGUGAAGUCAUGGGAACUUGGAGUGAUGGUCCCUAUCCUUAUCCUAUAAGCAACCUGAACAAAAGCUCUAAGAUGCUCAUAUAUACUGGUUUUAGUGCUAAUUUAUACAAGGAAAAUUCCGCUAAAACACAUAGAAUAUGCAUACGAUAUCGAGACGAUUCUAAAUUAUACCCUAUAGGGCAUGCAAAACUCAAAAAUUAUUAUGAGUAUAAUCUUCAACAUCCAAUCUAUUCAAACUUUUUACUUGGAUUUCCUCCGUACGAUGUAAUAAAUUAUGACAUUUCUGAUGAUUCCAGGAUCUUUAAAACAUGGAUUAAUCAGAAUUACUUCUUUUCUCAAAAUUUGGGAAACCAUGAAUAUGAGGAAAAAGAAAUUUUUUACGGCCAGAUUAAACCGUUUGUAGAUAAGUUUUUUGGUGGAAUGAUACAUUUUCAAACUUAUCCAUCCGAAAAUGCUUUAGUAAUUUGGACAACGGGAAAAGGAGAAAUGACCCUAUUUCCUAUAUGGAAAGUUGGAAUUGAAUCUCCUUUGUCUCUGCGCAUGACUGUUAUAUCUGGGACUAUCUAUUGGUAUGUACUAAUGAGAUCAACAAAUAUGGUUGUGAGGUAUGAUGUCAUGACUUUGAAGAAUAGGUAUACCAUCAGCGAUGUUAAAGUCUUUAACGACAUAAAGUUAUACAAUCCUACCGCCAUAGAGAUUUUGCAGUCGAAUAAAAUAACUAGAAUACUUGUUUUAGAUUCUGCCACAAAUUGUAUACACUUGUUUAGUGAACAUUUAAAGGUUAUAAAAAUGUUGUGUCGUUCCAACCAAAUCGAGUUUGGUCUGUCUCAUCCAACAAGUUUGUCUUGCGUACUAGAAGAAACAUCUUCUGGAAAAUUUCAUUGCUUUUCAUCUCAGAGUAGGUGUAAUAGUAUAUUAUGGUUUUCCGUUGAUAUAACUACGGAUGAAAUAGCACAGAAUGGUAAUUAUGAAUCAGGUACAUUGGUUGACGACUUGGAUCCUAUGCUAGGUGUUCCUACGUCUCUAGCCGCAUUCAAUUACAAGAGUUCAAAAAUACAUACUAUUGUUAUAAUUUUUACAAGAGAAAAUGACAGGAAUGGAUAUAUACUAUCGGCUAACACAAUCACAAAACAGAUGACUUUUAUGACAUCCACGCAAACUAUUCCAGGAGAUAAAAGAUUGAAAUUAGUAAGAAUAUUUUCAAAUAUGUCGGAGGAUAUGAACUUGAUGUUUUUGGGGGAGACUCUUACUGAAGGGGCUGUAAAACAAAGGUAUACCCUUGAUGAUAUUCUUAGAAAUUUUGGAAAUCCGAAAACAAUACAAUGGUAUUUGACAUGGAACAAAUUGAGCAAUCUCGUACACAUUCCCGAAUUCAAAUACGAUUUACCGGAAUGGAUAAAAAUUAACGAUGAAUAUGCCUUAGCACCAAAGGUAAAGAACUAUCAACGCUUUCCACAAAAUUUGGAAUAUAGCAUUUCUUCCGAGGAUGGAGACGUAAAAAAUGAUGACAAUUUUUUUAUUGAUCCGGUAUCUGGUAUUUUAAAAGUCACGGUGAAAAGGAUGAAAACGCAAAAAAUAAAAUUCAAAAUUACUGCAAGUAUUCUUGGAUUAGAAAGGGUUCUUCACUUGGAAACAAAUAUUACUUGUUUGGACGGUGAAUACUAUAACGGAAGUACUUGUGUUUCAUGUCCUCUUGCUUCAUACAACUCUAUAUCUAUGGUAAAAAAUGAUGGUAAAUACUGGUCAUUAUGCAAGUCCUGUCCAGAAAACGAAACUACUAAAAACGAAGGAUCAACAUCGGAGGGCGAUUGCACAUGCAAAGCUGGAUACAGUGUCAUCAAGAAUGAUGAUAUGACAUUAAGAUGCAAGCCAUGCCCCAGAGGAACAUACAAGAAUGUGAUUGGAUUUGACAAUUGCAUAGAUUCUUGCUACAAAAAUUCAGUUUCCGAAGUUAUAGGAAGUACCACAGAAGAGGAAAGGUUUUGCAAAUGUUUACCCGGUUAUUAUUGGGGCGGACAUUACGAAAAUACAACGGAUUGCCUAGAGUGUGAAAAAGGAUUUUACUGUGAAGGGGGCUUCAAAUCCAAAUUUUACAAAUGCCCACUGAAUACAACAACGAAAAAUAAACUGGCCACUUCUAUAGAUGACUGUAUUUGUAAGGCUGGAUAUGAACCAGUGGAUCCAGUAACCAUUAAUACAUCCCUUGAACACUCAUUGAGAUUUGUUUUAAUGGAGAAAUACAAAAUAAUGGGCAAAAAUCCCAUAAUAUGUGUACCAUGCCCAUUUAAUAAGUAUAAAGAGAGCAAUUCCUCAGAUAAAUGUUCUUAUUGUCCUCCUAACUCAUUCUCCAAGAUGACCGGAAACACUAAAAAGUCUGACUGUAACAGGUGCCAGCCAGGCUACUAUGAAACGAAUGAUGAGGAAAUCCCGUGCAAACCAUGUUUAAAAGGAAUGAUAUGUGUAGGUUCCAUACCAAAGAAAGAUAUUUAUAAACAACUUGCUGGAAAGAUGUCACCGUGUCAACCAAAUUCGUUAACAUUUCCACCGUAUACAAACAACCAAGAUCCAAACUACUGUCUUUGCGAUGUUGGUUAUGUUUCUGGUUCGAAUUCAGUUUUGAACAAGUGUGUGCAGGUGCCAAAGAACUAUUACAAGGACAAGGUUGGUAACAUUCCUGCGAGUGCUUGUCCAAACGGGUCACUGACUCUAGCCCCCGGAGCAGUAUCCAAAAACGCUUGCGUCUGUGACAAGGGCUACUACUUUGACAACACAUCUCAGCACUGCACAAUGUGUCCAAAUGGGAAAUACUGUCUGGGUGGCAAGGAUGAGAACAUGGUCGAUAGACAACCCAUGGACUGCCAGGACACCAAUGCCCAAACCAAAUACCCUGGAGCCUCUUCUGCAUCAGAAUGCGCAUGCAAGCCUGGUUACUAUGCGAACACAGACGCACAAAAUGCGUGUACCGAGUGUCCCGAAAACCACUACAAGUCAUACAUCUCCAAUGACGCCUGCGUACGCUGUGACGAAAACUCAUCCACAAAUGGCAAAACAGGCGCCACCUCAAAGGAACAGUGUGUCUGCGACCCAGGUUACUACUUUGAUAAGAGUUGUGUGGCAUGCGACUUCAGGGACAAGUUCUGUCCGGGAGGACUCGUCCUCAAGAGGGAUUCAGAUGUAUCCACCUUCGAAACACGUCCCCCGGAAAAGUGCCCAGAAAACACAGAGAUUCCUCCAGGUGUGGACAAUGCCAGCUCCAUAGACUACUGCCAGUGCAGCAAGGGCUACGCAUUCGCGUCCAAAGAUCUGGACAACAACAUCAAAACGUGCACACCAUGUCCUCCAGGCACCUACAAGAGUUCAGUGAUGGACUCCAACUGUAAUGGAUUAUGCACCCAAAAUGCAACCAGUUUGCAAGGAGCUAAAAGUCCCAUGCAGUGCUUCUGUCAAAUGGGAUAUUUCUACCUGGCUGGAGGAAUCUGCACAAAGUGUCUUGAAGGCUCCAGAUGUGAUGGAGGAUUGACAAAUACCAGAGGUAUAACCGAAGAAGACGUUGAUGUGGACAUUGAUGACCAUACCAAACCAGUCGCUAUAGAGGGCUAUUACCUGGACAAAAUCAACCAGAAGCUGAGGAAGCCAGACGACUGGAAGUUUAUCAAGUGCCCUAUCAAAGGCGCCUGUCUGGGUGGUGGCAAAUGCUCAAAGUCCAUGGAACACUAUCUCUGUAGUGAGUGCAAAAAGGGUUAUACCAACAACUUCACCAAGGGUGCCAUUUGUCAGAAAUGUCCAAACAUGGCAAUCAAUCUCUCAGUCAUCAUGGUCUGGUACUUUAUACUCCUGCUCAUCAACAUUGUCAUGGCCUGUCUCAACGUCAGUGCUGGCUUCAACCGCCGCUCCAUACACUCUGUAGUUAUCAAGAUUGCACUCAACUACUGCAUUUGCACAUCAGUCCUCAACGUUGUCAAUUUUGAUGAUCUCAACCUACCCAAAAGCGUCAAAUCAUUCACAACCUCAUGGAUCAAAAUGUUCGACUCUGACGACAUUGUCUACUACACCUCAAUCGACUGCAUUCUCAGAAGCUGGUUCAACCUCAACCACGCAGACUCCUUCUUCUACGCAAUGCUAUACAUGUUCUUUCUACCUGUCAUUCUGCUCUUUGUAGUCACGGUACUCAUGUGGACAAUCCUAGAGCUAUUCAAAAUAAAAAGAUACAAAGUAACCACGGCGAAGCUGGCCCUCCUGCAACAGUCUAAGGCAAGGGGAUUAGAACCACUAGCAGAGAGACUCCGUGACGAAUACGCAAACGAAAGAUUAUUCCUCAUCUUCAGAUACAUCCCACUGCCAGGAGAAACAAAGUGGACAAAGUCAGUGCACUUUAUAGAGGACAUGAUUCCCAUUUAUGUGACUGUCCUCUUCUCAGUCCAUGGAAAAAUCACAAGCAAAAUGCUGGGACUCCUCGACUGCGUGUACAUUGACCUAGGAAGAUCAAUCCCAGGAAAGUAUAUGCUGCGACCAGCCAUGAGUGUGAGAUGCUCACUCAACCCCUCGCACGGCUACAUACCGUACCUUGCCCUAGGCAUGACUGGUCUCAUCAUUUGGGGGUUCGGAAUCCCGUUCCUCUCAUUCAUGGUGCUCUACGUCAACAGGAAAAACCUCUAUGCUCCAGACAUACGCAUGAAGUACGGCUUCCUCCACAACGGUUUCAGACAGGACUACUGGUACUGGGAGACUGUCGUCUUCACCAGAAAGAGUCUCGUCCUAGUCAUUGGCAGCAUCGUCAUCGUCCCGUCACAAAACCUCAGCGGAUCUAGAAUAUGGAUGGCCCUGGUCGUCGCCGUCAUAUUCCUCAUCAUCCAACUCUUCUACAAGCCAUUCGACGAAAGGGACUAUUUCGUCCUGGGAAAACUAGAAAGUCACAGCAUGAUUGCGUGGACCCUAACACUCAUAUUCGCAUCACUCAUCAUCGAGGUCAAUUUCACAGACUGGGACAACAUGUGGCUACUAGGUCUCACCAUCGUCUUCAACUCACUCUUCAUUGCAGAAGUCUUCUACGAACUAUUUAUCGCGUACUUUUCUAGCUUUAGACUUUUCAGAAAAUGUCUAAACCUCUUCCCUUUUCGCAAAGAACCCAUGGUUUCCUAUUACCAAAAUCAACGCAUAAUUUCGCUCUCUCUACAGAAUAAAGACACUUCUUGGAAAAUUUCACCCAGCAGCAUAGCCAAUAGACACGAGCGUUACUUUAUAACAACACUUGGCGAAUUGUACCGUAUAGCCUUGUCUCACUUGAGGCUGGAUGUUCUUCCAUCUACCUUUAUUGAGUUUCUAGUUAGGUUUUCCAUAUCAUUUUCCAGUUUUGAGGAAAAAAUGAUAAAGGAGAGAGUGUUCAAGAGUUUUUCCGAGGGUAAGAUAUCGAAUUUGAUUGUGCUUGCAAGGGAACAAGAAUCAGCCAACUUUAAAAAAAUCGUAAACCUAGACAAAGUUGAGGCAUAUUAUAGGUUAAACAAGACAGAAAGCAUAUUUGACAAGGACUAUCUUGGUGUGAUUGGACUAAAGAAGGAAAACAUCAACAGCAUACUAGAUUCCAUGUUUAACGAGAACAUUUUGACCAAUAAGAGAGCCCUUUCUGAUAUUUACCUUUCACUGGCCAAGAUUUGCAACAUGGACAAGAAUAUAUUCCUUUACAUUUUUAGUUUAUUCAAAUGUGUAAAGGAAUACAUGGAGAUGGAAGCAUAUACAAAGACACUAGAGCGUCUAGAAAACAUUAGGAGUGACCUAAAGGUGAAACGAGACGAAGAUGAAAUGAAACAAGAGCUAAAUGAUAUGCAAUCUCAAGUCGACGAGUUGAAGAAACGCAUAACAAUAUACAAGGAUAAAUUAGAGAUGCUAGAAUAUGGACCAGACACAGUAGCCAGAAAAGAUGCACUAGACCCAGACUUUUGCCAAAUGAUGCAAGAUUUUGGCUUUGGUCUUAGAGACAAAUAA